CGGGCCGUCAUCGGUACCCAUGCACGGUGAUGGGGUUAAGCGAGACACGCCUAUCCGACUCUGAUUGGUGCAGCGGUGUUGGUACCGCCAGUAUGUCGGCAGUACCGUGUGUAGUUGGUGAUGGUUCCUUCUAAUGGUUCCGACGCGAUGAUGGAAUCGACAGACCUGUUCACGAUAGGCUCCGACAACAACCUUGGCACUGAUUUGAAGAUGGACCCUUCAUGGCUGGUAGCUGAAACUGGCGUGUGAGGAGCAGACUGGGAC
Messenger RNA from Acanthoscelides obtectus, 264 nucleotides. NCBI's taxonomy places the organism in Eukaryota, Metazoa, Arthropoda, Insecta, Coleoptera, Chrysomelidae. The record is from the annotation of a GenBank genome assembly.